This is a messenger RNA of Bombyx mori (domestic silkworm), 5182 nucleotides long. Its product is annotated as short stature homeobox protein 2. Gene Ontology annotation, molecular function: DNA-binding transcription factor activity, RNA polymerase II-specific; transmembrane protein transporter activity; sequence-specific double-stranded DNA binding. The transcript has 7 exons. Gene Ontology annotation, biological process: regulation of transcription by RNA polymerase II; protein import into mitochondrial matrix. Gene Ontology annotation, cellular component: mitochondrial outer membrane translocase complex; mitochondrial outer membrane; nucleus. The coding region runs from base 1959 to 2834 and encodes 291 amino acids. Lineage: Eukaryota; Metazoa; Arthropoda; Insecta; Lepidoptera; Bombycidae. The record is from RefSeq and is a predicted model, not a curated record.
AAUUUUGAAGUUGUCUCUUUUGACAAUAUACCUACCUACAUGCCUAAUUAGUUAGCAAUUUAGCUACAUUUUAUAUGAAUAUCACCAUAAAUCAAGAAAUAAUUUGAAUAAUUAUAAACAAAUGGAUCAAGAACAAAACAAAUUUUCUUUACUAUCCAAAGUGUUAAAAUUUGGUAUUUUUGAACAUAUUUAUGCAAAAAGUAAUCCUUGUUCCGAAGCGAAUUCACCAAGAAAAGUAUCACAAAGUCCACCGAUUGAUAAAUGUGCCGGAGGAGACGCACCGCCUCAAAGGAAAUGCACUUGCAGUGUAUCUGAGGAUGCAAAAAGUACCGCAGGAAAUCGAGGUAAAACAGGAGCGGGAGUAACUGGAUCUAGGACAGGACACGCUAGCGAGAAAGAUUCUGAUAACCUACCUAGUGGAGCGGUUAGUCCUGGUCUACUUCGGCACAUUCAUAAUGCAGCCAGAUACAGACUACCGCAGUGUUUCGAAGGAGCAUGCGUUUCCGUUAAUCAAAACUCGAACACCAAUUGGGUGUUGGGUCACUCACUAUCGUUCAGCUCGGUUUCGCCUGGUGGCUAUAAAGUGCUAUUGUCAUACAUCGACAAAAGCAAACCUUCAGCCCUUCCGUAUUUUGUGAUGGAAGCAGCUCCUGGAGGUCAGAUGAGCUGUGAAGUGCGUGUGGGGCCCACACAGGGCACACGUGCUACAGUUGUGGCUCAAAUAGCGAAUGCAGAGUUGUACAGCUUCGAAAGCAUCUUAGAUGGCUACUUCAAUAAUUUUACGACAUCAAUCAUUGCUGUUAAUCGGGACUUUAUUGCUCUUCAUUAUUUACAAGCAGUCACUGAGCAAAUAUCCCUGGGGGCUGAGGUGGUAGCGCGGGGCCAUUCAGCCGAGCUGAGCUCCGUGUCGGCUGCUGGUCGGUGGUUUAGUGAGAGCCAUUCUGUCAGUGCUACUCUCGGCAACAGAGGUCUAGAUCUGUGUUACGCAAGAGCCAUUAAGCCUUACCUAACAGUUGCUGCGAUGUUAGAAGUCGGAUUUGCAAUUCGACGUGCAGUAGCUACUUUGGCCUACGAAUGGCGAGCAGAAGAAUGGACAGUUCGAGGUUCUGCUGAUACCGACGGACUAGUCGGAGCCACAUUGCAGAGAGCGCUCGGAGGCAAGAAAGCUCAGCUUGCUUGCGCUAUUUCAGCACUCUUGAAUCAUCCUAAUGAUAAAUUUCGGCUCGGCUUUGGUGUUACGGCCGCAAUUAUUUGAUAAAAUUCAUUACAAAAAAAAAUCAGCAUGAUUAUAUAGCAAAUCUCGAUGAAUUUUUGAUAUUUUUUAAAGUAAUUUUAGUCUAUUUUAGUCUAUUGUAGCAUUUACCAUUAAUUAUUACUAUUUUAGUCAACUUUUAAUUUGUACUCUUAUUGAUGGAUACAGUUACUUUACAAUUGUUGUUGUGCAUAAUAAAUGUUAUUAAUAUACGACAUCAGCUACGACUAUUGUUGAAUUUAAUAAAUGGAUUUUUACCUGGUUGAUUGAAGUGUUGAGUUGAGAUUUACCCUCACGGGGUUUCUGAUAGCUAUAACAGCGACACGGUAAAGGCUCACAAAAUAUUCAAAACUAAAGGCCCUUAAGGUUCACAGAUACCAGCAAGUAACAUUAAGUAUUCAUUUUCAAUAUAACGAUAAUGUAGGCGUGUAUUAUCCGCCGUCGGAUACAUCAGUGGCGUGCAGGCUCACGGACGUGGGGCGGGCGCCUGCGCGACUUCUGGGCGGGGACUGUAACGCCGCCUUCAAUAAACAUAACACACUUUACGACGCAACCCGAGCCCUAUACAGUUAUCAAAAGGUAGAUUUUACUCUUAUAGACGAGAGGCUAUAAGGGUGUGGGCGUGUGGAGAGCACUCACUGCAGUGUGCAUUCUGUAGAGCGUGUCGGACGAUGGCCGCGCGCGGUGACACGUGCUCCCGGCAGUAAUGGUGAUGGAGCGGCUGGCGGACUUCGUCAGCAAGUCGCUGGAGGGUGGCGAAGUGCCAGCGCCACCAUCCGAGCCUGGCGAUUCUGAAGACGCCGACGAUGUCGAAGUUGAUAUCACAGACCUUGAAGACAAACCGCCCCCAGCGAAAAGACCUCGGAAUUGGCUUCUGUCGCCGGUUCCUGUGCAGUCUUAUAAGAGGGAAAGUAACGACGACGAUGAUGAUCAUAAGCACGAUAUAACUGACAAGUCUUCGAACGGUAACGGUAACAACAGCGGUAAACAGCGUCGGUCCCGAACGAAUUUCACUUUGGAACAACUAGGCGAACUGGAGAGACUGUUUGAUGAGACGCACUACCCUGACGCCUUCAUGAGGGAGGAGCUCAGUCAAAGACUCGGCCUCAGUGAGGCGAGGGUUCAGGUUUGGUUUCAAAAUCGUCGAGCAAAAUGUCGGAAGCAUGAAAGUCAAAUGCAUAAAGGGCUCCUAAUUAGCGGUGGUGGUACUCCUUUGGAGCCGUGUCGUGUGGCACCUUACGUAUCUGUGCCAAGAUUAUCAGCCGUAGCUCGUCCGCCCCCACCGCCACCUUCGCUACCACCUUUGGCACCACAUCCUCCGCCUUCUGCGGCUUUUGCGCCAUUUGACUCGGCGUUACUCUCGGCUGCAGCUCACCAGUACGCAAGCGCAGCAGCUGCGGCAGCCGCGGCUCUGUGUCCUCCGUACGCGAGUCUGGCGGCGCUGGCUGCGCGGUGCCGGUCCUCCUCCAUAGCAGACCUGCGGCUUAAAGCUCGAAGACACGCAGCGGCGCUCGCAGCCGCUAGUGCGCCCUCGCCGCCUCAAGUCGCGCCCGCUCCUGUCUCGACCCCUACAGAUACAUAACCCAGCUAACCAUUAAAUACAAAAUUACUUUUAUGUUUGAUUUAAGGCUUCGUCAAACAGAACGCGUACUUAGCGCGCAACAGAACGCUAAACUGACGGCGCGCGAUGACGCCGAGAUGUGUUGUACUACUAUGGUAAUAUACUGUCAAACAGAGCACUAGCGCUAUAAGCGCAACGCUCUGUAAAUUUUAUUUUAGCCUCCGAGUGAAUAUGUAUUAAAAUACUGGAUAAUGUCCGAAAACAUUAUAGAAUUAGUUAGAAAAUACCCAUACUUAUACAAUGCCACAUCUGAAUCACUCGACAUCUUUUAAAUUUUCACGCUGCUAAUGCGAAUGUUACGUUGCGUCAAGGAGCGUUGUGCUCAUCUAGUCAAUUGGUGUGACAUGAAAAGAGCGCGACGUUAAGACGCAGCGCUAAGUACGCGUUCUGUUUGGCGAAGCUUUUAAUUGUAGCUAUAAUAAAUUAAAGGUGGCCGUAAAAAUUUUUAAAAUUGAAACUCACGUAUUUAUUUUAAACAUAUUUCAAGGAAAUUAAUAUUUAUAUUGGAUGUAAGAGAACUGCGUGAAAACUAAGACCGGUGGUAGUACUAGUAAAUCUGGUUUGAUAAAGUUAUAAAAUCGCAAUCGGAUAAUUACAAAAAUUUUGUGCCCUGCACGCAAUCUAACAAGGUCGGCAUACGUUAUUUCCUUUUCGCGGUUGUCUGAGUUGUCUUACACCCUGUAUGGAUAUGUAGACUAUAUUAGGUCUUUACCUAAGAAAUUGCCGUUUAGUAUACAGAUAUUUAUUUAUAUAUGUUUUUUAUAUAAAUUAAAAUAUGUAUCCAUGUCAGCGCAGUGCCCUUGAAGAAGUCAGGUGUACAGUAAGCCAACAAACUCUUCAAAGAGAUUUUGUACUGCCUCUCAGUUUUGAUUUUUAUCUCCGAAAAAAAAAUUAUUUUUUCCUUUUCGAAAACUUGUCCAAACUUUGGAAACAGUCGGCGCAAAGUCUGCUGAAUACGGUAUGACGCAAAAUUUCGAAAUCUAGCUCUUGUAGCUUAGAGAGCGUCUGUUGUGCCGUAUGAGGUUCAACGUUAUCGCCUAGGAGCAGCGGGGAUGACCAUAAUUGUGUCCAGUUCUUCAUAGUAGACAUCCGCAGUAAUUUUGAUGCCAUUCGGUAAGAAACUGUGAUUAAUUAUAUUGGCACUAGACAGCUAAGCAGUCUUUUUAGGAGUAUUUCUGGUCUUUUUGGUUCGGGCAUUACCUAGGUGUUGAAUCAGGGUCUAACGAAAGUGGUGACCGCUUGCGAUUAUCAAAAAGAAUCCUUUUAUUAGCUAUUUGCUGGCAGCCUAAGAGGCGGCUCUGCUACCGCGACGGAGCUCAUAUUCUAUAAUUAACGUGCAUUUUUAUUGUGUCCCUACUGAUGAAAAAGAUGCAAAUGCAGUGAAAAUAAAACACUAAACAAAAAAUAAAUGACUGAAUUUUAAAAUAAAAUUAAUGUGAAAUUGAACAUUUAUUACCAGUUUUAGACAAAAUUACGUUUUAAAGAGUCAGUAUUGUAAAACGGCAACUUCAUAAGUAAAGACCUAUUAUUAUUACAUACCAUAUUAUUAUAAUUAUAAAGUUGGUAUAGUGAUUGGCCCCUAAACAACAUUCAAGGUAUCAUUGGUAGUUUUUGAAAUCAAAAUCAAUAGUUUAGUAUUGGCUAUGAGCAGACCACCGAUUCUAAUCUAACCGCUAUAUUGUCUAAUAAAAUCUUGAAAAAUGAAAAUCGUAGUGAUUGAUGGUCUUUAAAAUUGGUAUGUAAAUAAAAGAUGAGGUCCUAUUGAAUAUCUAUGAAAAAAAUCGAUUAAAUGCAAUAUGAAACAUAUGACCAAAGUAUGAAUGCGGACUGUGAAUAAUUUGUAAAUUAUCAAACUGUGAUAAGUGUACGAGUAUCAGUAGAAGAAUUGAUCUCAUCAUUAUUUAUUGUAGCUUUAAGGUAUGUUAUGAUUAAAUUAAAAUAAACAAAAAUUAAAUUCCAAUAAUUGAUGUCCUUAAAGUUUUCUCAAUCCAUAGUUGCCAAACAUGACUAUGUACCUACAUUAAUGAUUAAAUAAUUUUGUAAUUAAGAAAUGUAUAAAAUCGCAUUGCAUUUGCAUUAAAAUACAUUUAAGAUUCUCAAACAAUCAGAUAAUUUAAAAGUACUUUAGUUUCCAAUGUAUGACAUAAUUUACUAAGCAUUAAAAUAUUUCAGAUUUUUUAUCUUCAUUAAAAUAAAAUGUACAUAAACAAACGUGUAAGUAUAGGAAAAUAAUUUUAAGAAUUUUAAGAAUACCUAUUAAAACUUUGUUCAUAGUUACUGUGUAUUUAAUAAAAUUGUACUAGAAAGUU